Sinocyclocheilus rhinocerous is the source of this 2997-nucleotide messenger RNA. It is a transcript of the gene galnt9, whose product is annotated as polypeptide N-acetylgalactosaminyltransferase 9. The transcript is spliced from 10 exons. Gene Ontology annotation, biological process: protein O-linked glycosylation. Gene Ontology annotation, molecular function: polypeptide N-acetylgalactosaminyltransferase activity. Lineage: Eukaryota; Metazoa; Chordata; Actinopteri; Cypriniformes; Cyprinidae. The record is from RefSeq and is a predicted model, not a curated record. Bases 604 to 2232 code for a protein of 542 amino acids. Gene Ontology annotation, cellular component: Golgi apparatus.
AAAGCGGGAUGUGAGGGAGGGAGCAUGCGAGGAGCGCGAGAGAAGAACGCUGCCAUGCAAAGCGUCGCUUGACAGCGUCUUUUUCACUUCCACCUGCGUUCGUCGCAUAAGGAUUGUGGAUUUAAUCUGAAAUAGCGUCCUACUUUGAUCCCGAGCGCGAUGCAUUUUUGCUUUAACAGAUAGACGGAGUCCCGCGAAGGAUGCUGCCCACGGAGGAUCGUUGUUUGACAUGCACUGACAUUUAAAAUGAGCCUUCUGAACUGUGCACAUCUCGUGCUCUUCGACUCCUGAGUGCACAGCGUGAUUAAACGCGUGCUUUUAAUCGGAGUGUAAUCUCUGUAGGCUGCUCUGACACAUUUCUAAACGUUUGUUAUGGGGGUCAGCGCGGGAACCUGAGGCGGUGGGAUUUGAUUGCGACCUCUAUUACGUGUUUUCGCUUAUAUAUCGUAUAUGCAUCAUCGUUUAUGCUCGCUGAUCAGCUGUUAGGCUUGUGAAACUGCGGCGCGCGCGGGUUGUUGUGCGUGGUGCUGAAAGGACAGCUCCCUCCACAGCGGAUCAUAUGGAUCAAUAUUAGGGGUCUGACAGUGUCGCUCUCGGGCUUUAAUGGCUGUGGCACGCAAGAUCAAAACUCUGCUGACGGUCAACAUUCUGGUGUUCGUCGGUAUCAUCUUGUUCUCCGUCUACUGCAGGAUCCAGGACCGAUCCGAAGAGCUCGUGCAGAUCGGGAGGCUCUCGGAUCAGAGACUGCGAGGCAGGAAUGCCAAAGUUACGAACUCCAUGGACAGACAGUCCAUUCUCAAAAGGCUCGAGCGACUAGAAGAUGUGGUCUAUAACCAGUUAAAUGGUCUAUCCAAGCCCAUGGGUCUGGUGGAGGGUCCUGGAGGUCUGGGAGAGGGCGGUGCAGCUGCCACGUUGGGGGAGGACAGCCGAGAGAGCGAAGGAAGGUACGAGGAGUACGGCUACAACGCCCAGCUGAGCGACCGCAUCUCCUUGGACAGGAACAUUCCGGACUACAGGCCCAAAAAGUGUAAGCAGCUGACCUACUCUGAUGACCUUCCCCAGAUCUCUGUCGUCUUCAUCUUUGUGAAUGAAGCUCUGUCUGUCAUCCUGCGGUCUGUACACAGCGUGGUCAACCAUACCCCGGCACACCUGCUCAAAGAAAUCAUACUGGUGGACGACAACAGUGACAGCGUGGAGCUGAAGUUCAAUCUGGAUCAAUACGUGAACAAGCGAUAUCCUGGCCUGGUGAAGAUCGUGAGGAACAGUAAGAGAGAGGGACUCAUACGAGCCAGGAUUCACGGCUGGAACGCAGCCACUGCUCCUGUUGUGGGCUUCUUUGACGCCCACGUGGAGUUCAACACAGGCUGGGCUGAGCCUAUCCUCACCAGAGUGAAAGAAGAUCACACUAGGAUAAUCCUCCCCGCGAUAGAUAAUAUCAAGUACAACACCUUUGAGGUGCAGCAAUACGCUAAUGCAGCUCAUGGCUACAACUGGGGCCUCUGGUGCAUGUACAUCAUCCCACCACAGGAUUGGCUGGACAGAGGCGAUGAGACUGCCCCCAUCAGGACACCUGCAAUGAUUGGCUGCUCCUUUGUGGUGGAUCGUGAGUAUUUUGGAGAAAUCGGGCUGCUUGACCCGGGCAUGGAGGUUUACGGAGGAGAAAACAUUGAACUUGGUAUGAGGAACCCAGGAGUGGAUUUUGGAGACGUGUCAGAGCGUGUAGCGCUGAGGAAGAAAAUGAACUGCAGGAACUUUCGCUGGUACCUUGAGCAUGUCUAUCCCGAGAUGAGAAUUUACAAUAACACCAUCACUUAUGGAGAGGUGCGAAACAGUAAAGCCAGUGGAUAUUGCCUUGAUCAGGGGUCAGAGGAGGAUGACAGGGCUAUUCUCUACCCAUGUCAUGGCAUGUCAUCGCAGCUGGCGAGGUACACCACUGAGGGCUUAUUGCAGUUAGGAGCCCUGGGGUCGACUACGUUUCUGCCUGACACAAAAUGCCUGGUGGAUGAUGGAAGAGGAAGGGCUCCAAGCUUGAAAAAAUGUGAUGCUGUCACCAGGUCCUCCCAGAGGCUCUGGGAUUUUACUCAGAAUGGACCCAUCAUAAGUCGAGACACGGGACGUUGUUUGGAGGUUGAAAUGUCAAAAGAUGCGAACUUUGGCCUGCGGCUGGUCGUCCAGCGUUGCUCAGGGCAGAAAUGGAUGAUUCGGAACUGGAUAAAACACCCCAGACACUGAGAUACACCCAACCUGAAAAAUAACCUCCCUGAGCUGGAGAGCAGCCAUAGACACAAACCCUGAGUGUGGGGUUGAGACAGACGAGAAGAACUUCUUUCGGGGUGAAACGCUUUCAAUAUAGACGUCUAAAGGUGAAAUAUUAUCUUUGGACGCAUUUACUGGUGAGUGAGCGGAUAAAGCAGAAGGCCGUCAUCACGGGACUGUACAGACUCCCAGUUUACUGCAGCGUACAUGUGUUCCCGAGUGGAAUUCUGAUGAGCUGUCUUGGUGAAAUAUCGAGAGAAAUAUUCAAAAGAGUUGCGGAUAAACAAAGAGAGAGGAAGCGAAAAGUUGCAAACCCCUCUGGGCAAAGUCUUGCGUUUUACUUCUUAUCAAUUGCCAUAUUAUCAACACUUAUUUCUUCAGGCUGUGAAUUGCUUUGGAUAAUUGAAUAUCCACGUUGAGACUUUAAAUGGGUAUCCCAAGUGCUACAAAACAACAACAAAAAAAGAAAGUAGUAUAGACUUUAAUCUGACACAAUAGUUUCAGCUCUUUUAGCUAUCGAGUUUUUUCUUUCCUUGAUUUACAGACUUAAUUGUUAAUGCACAACAAAACCAUGUGUUCACUCAAGAACUCAUGUGCCUUUCUCCAUCCUUAUGCCAUCAGACCAGGGAAUGUUCCUCCCUAAGCAUGUACAAAAUAUUUGAUUUUAAAUUAAUUAAAAUAUGAAUAUAAUGUUAAGGUGUUAUUGUAGAAACACGUUGUAAAAUACUCAAAACAUGAUAA